Messenger RNA from Drosophila navojoa, 4424 nucleotides. It is a transcript of the gene L, whose product is annotated as zinc finger protein Lobe. NCBI's taxonomy places the organism in Eukaryota, Metazoa, Arthropoda, Insecta, Diptera, Drosophilidae. The record is from RefSeq and is a predicted model, not a curated record.
CUUGGAUUGCUUGGCUAUGUCGAGGCGCAAACAGGCCAAGCCGCGCGCCUGCCUUAAACUUGGCGAAAAGGAGGAUGAAAACGUUGGCGAUGCCGCCAAGGCGGCCAAAGCCUCCGAUUUGCUGGAGCCCAAAGAGGAGCUGCUCAGCGCCGAUGAGGAGGAGAGCGAGGAGGAGGAUGAUGAGCUAACUGGCGAUGAGGAGGAGGUGGAGGAGGGGACGGCUGGCAAGGCAAAACUGAUGCAGGCGCGAGUGCCCAAUGAAUCACAGCAACAAAACUGGCAGCCAGCAGCUGAUGCUGCAACAGCAACAACAGCAACAACAACUGCAACAACAUCUGCAACAACUGCAACAACAGCAACUGCAGCUGAAGUACAACACCCUGGAGACACUGAGCCAGAGGCAGAGGAGACAACGUCUCUGAACGUGGCCAACGGGCACUGCAAGACAGAGCCAACAGUUGCUGCUGCCGCUGAAGAUGCCGAGGACGAGCUGGAAGAUGAUUUGCUUAGCCUGAGCGGCGAUGAGGACUACGACGAUGAUGAGGAAUUGCAAAGCCUGGACAGUUUCUAUUCGGAUAUGUACAGCACGCACACAUCGUCGAGCUAUUCGCCCAGCAUCUCCGAUGGCACUUUGACGCCCAACUCACAGCUGCAGCAGCCGCAGUCGCAGCAGCAGUCGCAGUCGCAGCAGCAGUCGCAGCAGGCCGGCUCGGAGGAGACGGGCGAGGAGUCGGCCAAGGCGAAUGGCGAUACGGCACAGCAAACGGAGCUGGAGCAGGAGCUGAACAAACCGAAGCGACCGUCACAUUUGCAUCAUCAUCAUCAUCAUCAUUAUCAUCAUCAGCAGGCGCUGAAAAUAGCGAACAAGCUGCGAAAAAUCAAUAAGGAUGCCAAGCUGGCUGCAGGACAAGGACAAGGACAUGGCACAGCCGCCAAGUUUGAUAAGUUGACAGGGGAGGGGAUUAAAAGUCGAGGCGACGGCUCCUAUCAGUGUCAGUUCUGUGAUAAAUCAUUUCCACGGCUCGGCUACCUGAAGCAUCACGUACAGAGUCAUGCCGAGCAUUUGCCUUUCAAGUGCGAGUACUGCGCAAAGCUGUUCAAGCACAAACGCUCCCGAGAUCGCCAUAAGAAGCUGCAUACAAAUGAGAGGAACUACAAGUGUCCGCAUUGCGAGGCUGCUUUCUCCAGAAGUGAUCAUCUGAAGAUCCACAUGAAGACGCACGACAUACAGAAGCCCUUCCAGUGCAGCAUGUGCAAUCGUGGCUACAACACGGCCGCCGCCCUCACCUCGCACAUGCAGAAGCACAAGAAGAACGCCGCAAUCCUCGCAGCUGGCGGCAAUCCCAAUGCGCUCAAUUACAGUCCACGCUCCACGGGCUCCGCCUCGAUCUCGAGCAAUGGGAGCCUGCAUAAGCGACGCUACGCCUUGGCGCUGGCCUCCGACAGCAGUCCCAGUCGGCUGGAGUUUCCCAAGCGGGCGCGUGGCCAGCUGACGGCCACGCCCACGGCGACAACGAUAGCCACGCCGACGCCCACGCCGCUGCUGCGCUGCAGCUACUGCCCCAAGGCGACGGAGUUCAGCAGCCUCGAGCAGCUCAACGCGCAUCUGCAGAGCACACACGAGCAGCAGCCGCAGCCCCAGCAGCAGCAGCAGCAGCAGCAGUCGAAGGAGUCGGAUGGCCAGACGAAUGGCUUCCAGUUGAGCUGCGAAUACUGCACGAUGAAGUUUGUGAAUAUCGCUGCGCUGUUCCAGCACAUGAGAGUCACGCACUUGGAUCGCCUGAGCAGUCCCAAUUCCUACUACGAGCACUUCCAUCGGCUCGGCUCGCCGCAGUCGAAGCUGAAGUCGGAUCUGGCGCCAGCGGAGAAGCCCGAGCAGGAGCUGCCCACCGAUCUGAGCAGCAACAAGCGCCGCCCGCUGACCUCGCCCACGCAGCAACAGCAACAGCAGCAGCAGCAGCAGCAGUCGGCGCCAGCUCCUCCGCCGCCUCCUGGCAUCUUCUUCUGCAAUCAGUGCAACGCCGGCCUGCCGGACUUUGAGAGCUUCCGCAAUCAUCUGAAGAGCCACAUAGCCGAGGGCAUGCAGCUGAUCUGUCCGCACUGCGGGCUCAGUCUGCCCGAGCAGGGCGAGUACGAGCGCCAUGUGGUCGCCCACUUUCUGAUCAGCAGCUCCGAGUUCAAUUGCUGCAGCGCCAGCUGUGGGAAGUCCUAUGCCAAGGCGGAGGAGCUGCAUCAGCAUCUGCUGGCCGAGCACGUCCAGACGAUGCUCAAGUGUGUGCUCUGCUCGGAGCUCUGCGAGAAUCGCAUGUCCAUGCAGCUGCACCUGGCCUGCGCCCACAGCCAGGAGUCGAAGCUGCUGCGCUGCAGCGCCUGCCUGGAGCUCUUCCGCAACGAUGGCGACUUCCACGUGCAUGUGAAGACACGCCAUCAGCUGGGCAACCAGGCCAGCCUGCCCGGUAAUCCACCUGCGCCGGCCAAUCCGCUGCAGUGCAUGUUCUGCCGCGCCGUCUGCUCCUCGGAGCUGGAGAUGCAUUUCCAUUUGGCGGCGCAUGCGCGACAAUUCCGCUGCCCCAGCUGCCCGGAGACCUUCCAUGUGGAGUUCCUGCUGGACAGGCACAUGCAGAGCCAGCACGGCGGCAUCAAGGACAAGGAGUCGCCCGUGCCGGGCGGCAUGGGCAGCUUGUAUGUGAAUGCGCUGCUGCCGCCACUGGCAGCGGCUGCUGCUGCCGCUGCCGCAGCCAAUAAUGCCGCCAACAACAACAACAACAACAAUAAUAAUAUUGAUUACAAUGUCGCCUUCAAGGGUCUCUUUGGGGGCAGCAAUCCGCCGGGCAAGUUCUACAACAGCCCGCUCCAGGUGGACACCAAGCAGAGUCCGCAUCCUGCUCUCAUGUACGGCCUGAGCCAGCGCUACUUGAUGGAGAUGUACGCCGCCAAGGCCAAUUCCCCAGCCGCGGAGCUGCCCACGCCGCAGGCCGUGCAAUCCGCGACAGCAGCAGCAGCAGCAGCAGCAGCAGCAGCAGCAGCGAGCGGCAGCAACAGCAGCGGCAGCAACAACAACAACAGCUACAGCUGCGGCAUGUGCGAGCGCCAGGAUCUGCGCAGCGAGGCCGAGCUCCAUUCGCAUCGCAAGCUCGCCCACAAUCUGAAGACGGGCGUCAGCCUGCGCUGCGCUUACUGCUCCGGCAACUACAAGAGCCGAGCCGAGCUGGAGCAGCACAUGAAGAGCUGCCACAACUCGAGCGGCAAGCACAAGUGUCUCAUCUGCGACGAGAUCUUCCCCUCGCCCGCCAUUCUCGCCGAGCACAAGCUGCAGCACUCCAAGGUGGGCCAGUCCGGCAAGUGCGCCCACUGCGGCCAGCAGCUGGAGCACGUGGCCGCCUUCCGUGCCCAUCUGAGCGAGCAUGGCAACGACGGCAAUCUGCCCAUGGCCUGCAUCUGCUGCCGCCAGACGCUGCACUCCGAAUUCGAGCUGAGUCUGCACGCCAAGUUCCACACCAAGUCGCCCAGUUGCAACAGCCUGCAGGAGCCCGUCUGUGCCCUGUGCCUGGAGCCGCUGCCGGGGGCGGGCGAGACGGCCAAGUUGUGCGACAAGUGCUGCCGCAAGCACAAUCUGAAUGGCAAGCGCAAGGAGCAGGUGCAGCCUACGGCCAUCGCUGGCCCAGCCGCCGCCGCCGCCGCAUCAACUGGCGCCUAUCUGGAGCAUCGCUGUAAUCUGUGCAAGAUGAUCUUGCCCCAUGCCCAGAAGCUGCAGGAGCAUCUCGUCGAGCACACCUUCGCGGGCACCGAGCAGCGUGGCUACAAUUGCUACAUCUGCUCGGCCGUGUUCACGGCGCCCGCUGGCCUGCUCGCCCACAUAGCGGAGCACGGCACACGACCGUACGACUGCAACCUGUGCCCGGAGAAAUUCUACUUCCGUGCCGAGCUGGAGCAUCAUCAGCGAGCGCACGAGCUGCACGCUCAGCCGGCAGCAAUGGCAGCAGCAGCAGCCGCAGCAGCAGCAGCAGCAGCAGGAGCAACACGUCCACCUAAGCAGGAGACGCACAGCUCGACGGCCAGUUCCCCACUAACGCUCAGUCCCAGCCAUGUCAAGCAGGAGCUAUACGAAUCGGAUCCGGCGAAUUCGCCCAACGACGCGGAGCUGCCUCCGGCGCAGCAGCAGGAGGAGGAGGAGUACAUUGAGGUGGAGCAAAUGCCGCAGGAGACGCUGCGAGCUGGCGAACUACUCAGCACCGAGCGUUCCAGCAGCAGCGCCUAAGUAUUAUUAAUCUUAACUAAAUACAAAUACUAAAAUUAAAUACUAAAUAAAAAUACUAAAUUAAAUACUAAACAGUAUAAACGAAUCUAUCUAAUGGCAUUUUAAAACUCUAGCGUCCCUGAGGUUAAGGAUAUACAUAUAUAUAUGUUGUAGUUAUAUCUAGCUA